CAGGGCCAAGAGCGCUGUCAAGAAAGAGAGCCACGCCCCCUCCGCUAGCCGCCAAACCGCCACAAGUCAGCAGCAGCAGGACAAAUCGCCAAUCACAAGGCACCUUUGAGAACUUCAGGAUGCAGAUGUCUCUAGCCCUCGCCUGCCUCACCCUGGGCCUGGCCCUCAUCUUUGGUGAAGGGUCCGCCCUGUACCAACCCGAGUCCCAGGCGGCUCAGCUGGCCACAGACUUUGGGGUGAAGGUGUUUCAGCAGGUGGCGCAGGACUCCAAGGAUCGCAAUGUGAUUUUCUCACCCUAUGGGGUGGCCUCAGUGCUGGCCAUGCUGCAGCUGCCAACAGGAGGAAAAACCCGGCAGCAGAUCCAAUCGGCAAUGGGAUUCGAGAUUGAGGAGAAGGGUGUGGCCCCUGCCCUCCGCCAACUGCGCAAGGAGCUCCUGGGGCCAUGGAACAAGGAUGAGAUUAGCACCACCGACGCCAUCUUUGUCCAGCGGGAUCUGAAGCUGGUCGAGGGCUUCAUGUCCCACUUCUUCAGGCUGUUUCGGACCACGGUCAAGCAGGUGGACUUCUCAGAGGGGGACAGAGCCAGAUUCAUCAUCAAUGACUGGGUGAAGACACACACGAAAGGUAUGAUCAGCGACUUACUUGGGAAAGGGGCUGUGGACCAGCUGACGCGCCUGGUGCUAGUGAACGCUCUCUACUUCAACGGCCACUGGAAGACGCCCUUCCCCACCGAGGGCACCCACCAGCGCCUGUUCCACAAGUCCGACGGCAGCACUGUCUCUGUGCCUAUGAUGACUCAGACCAACAAGUUCAACUACACCGAGUUCACCACCCCUGACGGCCAUUACUACGACAUCCUGGAGUUGCCCUACCACGGGGACACCCUCAGCAUGUUCAUUGCUGCUCCCUAUGAGAAAGAGGUGCCCCUCUCUGCCCUCAUCAACAUCCUGGACGCCCAGCUCAUCAGCCAGUGGAAAGGCAACAUGACCAGACUGCCCCGCCUCCUGGUUCUGCCCAAGUUCUCCCUGGAGAGUGAAGUUGACCUCAGGAAGCCCCUGGAGAACUUGGGGAUGACCGACAUGUUCAGCCCGGGCCAGGCAGACUUCACGAAUCUUUCAGAGCAAGAGCCUCUGCACGUCUCGCAGGCACUGCAGAAAGUGAAGAUUGAGGUGAACGAGAGUGGCACGGUAGCAUCCUCCUCCACAGCCAUUGUGGUCUCAUCCCGGAUGGCCCCCAUGGAGAUCAUCAUGGACAGACCCUUCCUCUUUGUGGUUCGGCACAACCCCACAGGAGCAGUCCUUUUCAUGGGCCAAGUGAUGGAACCCUGACCGUGGGAAAAGAAGCCUUCAUCUGGAACAAAACUGGAAAUGUAUCAGAAAAGAAGAAACUAGGAAGAAAAGAAUUUUAGUUUUACUGACUCUUUCUGGAGAAAGACAUUUGCCUUUUUGAAAAAUGGUAAAUCUUUCACAUCUGUCUCCUAGACCUCAGCCUCUCCCAGGAGUUGGAAAGAGGCCCUUCAGGUCAAACUCCCCAGUCUCUAACGGGGACCCCGGGAGAGGGGUCUCAAGUGCAAGGCCCUGCACGUCGCCAAACCAGACCAUAACACCCACAGAACCGUCCGUACAGCUGCUUCCACCCGUCUCUCUGCCCACUCAGGUCUUCAGACCAGGUUCCUGCUGGGCCCUGGCAGGAGGGAGCCACAUGGCUCACAGGAGCUUUGUGUGCUGGUUAGAAGCGAUCUGUGUUCCAGUCGCGUCGCCCUCACCCUUGCACUGUCUACCACUGCCGAGGAGGCUGGCGACAGGCCAAAGGCGGCCAAUAGAAGAAACACCCUUUCAUCCCAAGGACUGCUCUGGCACUGACCACCUGUCCCUAGCGCAGAGCUGGCACAGCGCACGCCCCUCAACGCUGAGACCUCUGGGCCUGGCCCUUCCCCUCCCCAGAAACAGUGUACAUGUGUUACUUUGGAGUGUAGGUGACUUGUUUACUCAUAGAAGCAGGUUUUUGCUUCCCUUUCUUUUACAGGAAUAGAGGAAGAAAGGUCAGAUGUGUGCCUGGCUCCUCGCCCCCCAUCUCACGGUGGGGAAGGUGGGAUGCCACGGCUGUGCCCGAAUAUUUAUCACAUCCUUGCCCUUGUGUGCUUAUUAGCGACAAAGAGGACUAUUAAGGGGGAAAAAGCCAUUGUUUAAACUUGCUCUUAGUGUUGUUCCUUUGUGGUCUGUGUCAUUGCAUCUCAGGAGUCUGGCCACUUGACUGUCAUACCCCUCCGGGUGUCAAGCGUGAUGGGGCCCACACUGCCACCUUGUGGCUGCCUGGCCUUUUUCCACUUAAUGGAUCAGGGCCCCUGCGGAGGUGAGCCAACUUCAGCCUGCUUUAGGGACCAAAAGGACGGGGUGGGUGAGAGACGCUGGAGUGAGGACAGAGAGGCUUCAAAUUUUUUCAAUAUAUUUAGGAACAGAAAUGCAAGGGGCUGCACGACCUACCAGGACAGAACUUUCCCCAAUUACGGGGUGACUCACAACUGCAUUGGUGACUCACUUCAAUGUGUCAUUUCCGGCUGCUGUGUGUGAGCAGUGGACACGUGAGGGGGGGGUGGGUGAAAGAGACAGAAAGCUCAGAUUCAACUACCUUAGUUAGAUAAUCUUUUUGAAAAGCUACUAGCUAGAGGGUAUGGCACGAAGAUUAAUUUAUUGAAGAAUUGCACAUAGAUCUGAAAUGAAUGUACUCUAAUAGAAGUCUAAUCCAUGAUGCCCUUCACUGAAAAAUCCUCAGACUUUGUUUUUUUUUUCUUUUUUGAUUAUGCACUGGACAGCAAUGACCACACACAGUACCCACAGAGGGUGGGGUCAAAUGCUCUUGAAAUUGUGUUGAAUUAUAUGCUUUUUCACUUUUGAUAUAUAAACAAGUAAAAAUGAUUCAAAAAAUAAUAAAAUAAAUAAAUAC
Propithecus coquereli (Coquerel's sifaka) is the source of this 2943-nucleotide messenger RNA. RefSeq names its product serpin peptidase inhibitor, clade E (nexin, plasminogen activator inhibitor type 1), member 1 (gene SERPINE1). The record is from RefSeq and is a predicted model, not a curated record. Gene Ontology annotation, biological process: negative regulation of vascular wound healing; negative regulation of plasminogen activation; negative regulation of endopeptidase activity. Lineage: Eukaryota; Metazoa; Chordata; Mammalia; Primates; Indriidae. The coding region runs from base 120 to 1328 and encodes 402 amino acids. The transcript is spliced from 9 exons. Gene Ontology annotation, molecular function: serine-type endopeptidase inhibitor activity.